AUGCGUGUAUAUAACUUUAAUUUCAUAAGCUUUCUGCUUCACACCUGCCUUUCUUGAUUUCAAUAGCAAAAAUAAUAAACUGAUCGAACCUACGAAAAUUUGUAGACCACCCUUUACACCAACUACCCAUCUCCACAUUUUCUCUCUCUCUUUCUCCGCACAAUGGGUGCCCGAAUGGUGUUGAGUUUGCUGCUGCUUGCACUAGCAAUCUACUGCGGGUUAGACCCGUUUAACCACAGUGCAAUCCACGGGUUCCCAAACUUUGUAUCCCAUGAGGUUGAAUUACCUGAUCCUUCUUCAAUCCCAACUAACAAAGACCCACUUAAUCUGCUGCAGAAUUCGGAAAUUAAGUUUUUGGGUCAAAUUCAAGGACCCGAAAGCCUUGUUUUUGACCCACUUGGUCGUGGCCCGUAUACUGGUGUUGCUGAUGGCCGUAUUCUCUUUUGGGAUGGCACCAAUUGGACCGAUUUCGCUUUUACUUCUGCUAAUCGGUCCGUAUGUGAUCCACAGCCAAAUCCUUUUGGUUACCUUAAGAACGAGCAUAUAUGUGGUAGACCACUGGGGCUUAGAUUCAACAAGAAGAGUGGUGAUCUAUACAUUGCAGAUGCCUACUUUGGAUUAAUGAAGGUAGGAGCAGAAGGAGGUGUGGCGACAUCCCUUGUAACAGAAGCAGAAGGAGUACCUUUAACAUUUACAAAUGACUUGGAUAUUGAUGAUGAUGGGAAUGUGUAUUUCACAGAUAGUAGCUCUCAGUAUAAGAGAAGGAACUUCAUGCAGUUGGUUUUCUCUGGAGAGAAUGGUGGGAGGAUCUUCAAGUAUGAUCCAGUGACCAAAGAGACUAGUGUUCUUCUGAAAAACAUCCAAUUUCCUAAUGGUAUUACAUUCAGCAAGGAUGGCUCUUUCUUUCUCUUCUGCCAAGGUUCUGGAAAGAUAAUCAAAUAUUGGUUGAAAGGGGACAAGGUUGGAACCACCGAAGUAUUUGCAAUUCUGCCUGGAUUUCCUGACAACAUUAGGACCAACAAAGAUGGUGACUUUUGGGUGGCAUUGCACUGUCGACGCAGCUGGACAAACCACUUGAUGGCAGCAAACCCUAGAUUCAGGAAUUUCGUGCUGAAGCUGCCAAUUAAAGCAAAGUAUCACUUCUUGUUCUUCAUUGGAGGCUGGCCACAUGGUAUCAUCAUCAAGUAUAGCCCUCAAGGUCAGGUCCUACAGGUCUUGGAGGAUGCCCCGGGGAAGGUUGUCAAAGCUGUCAGCGAAGUCGAGGAAAGAGACGGCAAACUCUGGAUUGGUAGUGUCUUAAUGCCAUUUGUUGCUGUUUAUGACUUGGAUUCAACCUCCGCCUGAGACCUUCUCAAUUCUCAUCUGUGCCAAACACCCACCAUUUACAGAUUUCAAUGCUCUUUAACUGUAGACUAGUUCAUACAAAGGAAACAUCCUGCCUUCUUUUUUUCUAUACAACUGUUUCGUGACCAUAAUAAGUACAAUAUACUCUUGUUUUUCUCA
Messenger RNA from Spinacia oleracea (spinach), 1503 nucleotides. Its product is annotated as protein STRICTOSIDINE SYNTHASE-LIKE 3. The record is from RefSeq and is a predicted model, not a curated record. The transcript is spliced from 3 exons. Bases 163 to 1344 code for a protein of 393 amino acids. Gene Ontology annotation, molecular function: hydrolase activity. Gene Ontology annotation, cellular component: endomembrane system. NCBI's taxonomy places the organism in Eukaryota, Viridiplantae, Streptophyta, Magnoliopsida, Caryophyllales, Amaranthaceae.